AUGACGAUGAGCUGCCCUGGGGGGGACACACAACACGCUGUUAUUGUAGGACCUACAGAAACACAACAGGGUGAUGGUUACGGCCCUGCCCUCGGAGAUGCUGCCUCGCUCCGAGUCGUCCCGGAGAGCCCAGAGGAGCCAGAUGUGUGCCCAGAUGUUCACCCCACCCGAAAACGCCGCCACCCUCCCGCCCCAGGUCACCGCCCGGAUGUGGCCGCGCUCUGCCUGGAUCCAGAUGUCAGAGGACCCAAAAAGCGCCGGAUUGGGCCCCGAACCACCCCGGAUUCAGAUGGGGGGGGGAGAAAAAUAGCUCUUCCAAAUGUUCACCCCCCAAAUCACUCUCUGAACCCCCAAAAGGUUGUGCAUCCAGAUGUGAAACAUCUGGCAGGCAGCAACCAGACCCUCGACGUUGAGAGUGAUGCAGAUGUCAAGGUGCCCCCCAAAACUGCUCUUUUUCACCCAAACCGUCACCGGACUGCCCUGGAGGUGUGCGAUAACCCAGAUGUGGAGGAAAGGGGCCCAAAUCCAGAUGUUGGAGGUACCAAAAAUCGAUGUCGGAUGAUUGUGGUGGACAGCGACACAGAUGUGGAGGAGGUUGAGGUCCUUCCAGACACUGUGUGCCCAAAAAUAUGUAGAAAGGACCCAUACGUGGCCCAAAAAACAGGCUUGGAGAUGGAGACCUCCCAUCCAGAUGUUGGAGGUCCCAAAAAUGGAUGCCGGACAGUUGUGGACAGUGAUACAGAUGUGGAGAUGGAGAGCUCAAACGCAGCUGUUGAAGGGCCCAGAAACAGACACCAGAUGCUCGUGGUGGACAGUGAUACAGAUGUGGAAGAGAAUGGAGCCAGUCCAGAUGUUGGGUGCCCCCAAACCCAUCAAAAGACCCAAAAUAUGUCUAAAAACUGGAAUAGCGAGAUGGGGACCCACAGUGCAGAUGUUGAAGGUUCACAAAAUGGGCAUCAGAUGCUCCUGGUGGACAGUGACACAGAUGUGGAGGAGAAUGAAGACAAUCCAGAUGUUGGACACCCUAAACCCCAUCAAACGACCCAAAACAUUAUUGAGGUGGAGACGCAACGUGUAGAUGUUGAAGACUCACAAAAGGGCCACCAGAUGCUUGUGGUGGACAGUGAUACAGAUGUGGAGGAGGACACUGCCAGUCCAGAUGUUGGGUGUUCAGAAAGCCCCAGAAGAGCCCCCAGAGGCCCAGAUGUGAAGACAGAGACCACAGUUCGCAAUGUUGAAGGACGCUGGAGUCUCCUCGUGGAGAGUGAUACAGAUGUGGAAGAGGACAUUUCCAAUCCAGAUGUUGGGAGUAAAAAAACCCGUGGAGCAACCCAAAAUGUACCCAGAAACCCAGACGUGGAGACGGAGAGGCCAGAUCCACCCCAAAACAAACAAUGGACCCUUGUGGUGGACAGCGAUACAGACGUGGAGGAGAAUGAGGGGAAUCCAGAUGUUGGGCGUAAAAAAACCCAUAGAAUUGCCCCCCCCAAAUGCAGAGAUCCAGAUGUGGAGACGCAGAACCCAAAAUCAGAUGUUGAAAAUGCCCCAAAUGAGCGUCAGGACCUGGAAGUGGACAGUGACACAGAUGUGGAGGAAGAAGACCUGAAUCAACGUGUUCUUCGCCCAAAAAGCCACAAAACACCCCAAAACACCCGGAAGGACCCAACUGUGGUGAUGGAGACUCCGAAUCCAGAUGUUGGUGGCCUCAGCUGUGGCUCAGUAGCCUCCAAUGGUGACAGCGAUACAGAUGUGGAGGAGAAUGAAGGGAAUCCAGAUGUUGGGCGUAAAAAAAUCCGUAGAAUUGCCAAAAAACCACGCAAAGAUCGAGCUGUGGAGACGCAGAACCCAAAUCCAGAUGUUGGAAAUCCCCCAAGUGAGCGUCAGAACCUGGAAGUGGACAGUGACACGGAUGUGGAGGAAGAAGACCUUUUUGUUCUUCACCCAAAAAGCCACAAAACACCCCAAAACACCCGGAAAGACCCAACUGUGGUGAUGGAGACACCGAAUCCAGAUGUUGGUGGCCUCAGCCGUGGCUCGGUGGCCUCCAAUGGUGACAGCGAUACAGAUGUGGAGGAGAAUGAAGGGAAUCCAGAUGUUGGGCGUAAAAAAAUCCAUAGAAUUGCCAAAAAACCACGCAAAGAUCGAGCUGUAGAGACACAGAACCCAAAUCCAGAUGUUGGAAAUCCCCCAAGUGAGCGUCAGAACCUGGAAGUGGACAGUGACACAGAUGUGGAGGAAGAAGACCUGAAUCAACGUGUUCUUCGCCCAAAAAGCCACAAAACACCCCAAAACACCCGGAAGGACCCAACUGUGGUGAUGGAGACUCCGAAUCCAGAUGUUGGUGGCCUCAGCCAUGGCUCGGUGGCCUCCAAUGGUGACAGCGAUACAGGUGUGGAGGACCUCAAUGCCCUUCCCAACGUUGGACCUCCAAACCCAUGUGGGACAGGCCAUGAGGGCAUGGAUACAGUUGCUCAGGUGGCCACUGCUCCAGAUGUUGAUCCCAAGGGGCCGAUGCGGACCAAGGAUGAUCCAGAUGUGAAGGUGACGUUCCCAGCUCCAGAUGUUGGAGCUCCCAAAGCCCAGUGCCUGGUCCUGGGUGUGGACAGCGAUAGAGAUGUUGAGGACAAUGUUGUCCUUCCAGAUGUUGGGACAGUGCAAAGAUGUCAAAGGGCAUCUGGUGAGCCAGAUGUGGCGAUGACACCCCCAAAUCCAGAUGUUCCCUCUCCCACAAGCCCCCGGAGCAGCAGCGACACCGACGUGGAGGAGGUGGCCCCCACUCCAGAUGUUCGGAGCCUGCGGAGCCACCUCCGCUUCCAAAAUCAUCCCCAUCCAGAUGUUGAAACAGGCAGUGACGCUGCCGUGGAGAAGAUGGACCCAAAACACUGGAAAUUGUCCCGAAAAAGGCAGGGCUUUCUCUUAAAAACUGAGGGUGACACGAGUGUGGAAGGAAUGGUCCCAAACCGCUGCGAUUUAGCCCCAAAUCCAGAUGUGGAGGCCCCGAAUCCAGAUGUUGGGUGCCAGCAAUGCAGCGGGGAGCCCUCAGCGAGGGGCAGGGAUCCAGCUGUGCCGCCAGAUGUUUCCACCCCCAAAUCCCCACACGUGGACCCAAAUUUGGCCUCCGGGAGUGACAGGGACACCGAGGAAGAUCUCGACCUCUUCCUGGAGCCCACCCAGAGCUUCUUGACGCCGGCGGCCAAGGGCACAGCCCCAGGCUGGGACCCUGAGGAGCCCACCCAGCGCUUCUUCCUCCCCAGGGAGGAUGAGGAGGAGAAGAAGGAGGAAGAGCAGCCCCCUGUGGAGCCCAUUGGGUCCCCCCCCGACGCUUGGGUCCCCCCCAGACCCCUGGGUCCCCAGCGUGGCUCUCCCACAGAGGCAGCUCCAGGCUGGGACCCCGAGGAGCCCACCCAGCGCUUCCUCCUCCCCAGGGAGGAUGAGGAGGAUGAGGAGGAGAAGAAGGAGGAAGAGCAGCCCCCUGUGGAGCCCAUUGGGUCCCCCCCCGACGCUUGGGUCCCCCCCAGACCCCUGGGUCCCCAACGUGGCUCUUCCGCAGGCACAUCCCCAGGCUGGGACCCCGAGGAGCCCACCCAGUGCUUCUUCCUCCCCAGGGAGGAUGAGGAGGAAGAGGAGGAGAAGAGGAAGAAGCCGCUCUCCAAAAAUGGGGUGAAAACGGGCAAAAAGACGAGUGAGAGUGAGAAAAAACAGCCUGUGAAAAAUGGGGCGAAAAGGGUAAAAAUAGAGAGUGACGAAGAGGAAGAGGAGGAGGAAGAAGAGGAGGAAGAAGAGGAGAAGAGGAAGAAACCAUCAUCCAAAAAUGGGGUGAAAACGAGCAAAAAGAUGAGUGAGAGCGAGAAAAAACAGCCUGUGAGAAAUGGGGCGAAAAGGGUAAAAAUAGAGAGUGACGAAGAGGAAGAGGAAAACGAGGAGGAAGAAGAUGAUGAUGAGGAAGAGGAGGAGGAAGAGGAGAAGAGGAAGAAGCCACCCUCCAAAAAUGAGGAGAAAAGGGGCAAAAAGAGGAGUGAGAAAAACCAGGCUGUGAGAAAUGGGGCGAAAAGGGUAAAAAUAGAGAGUGACGAAGAGGAAGAGGAAAACGAGGAGGAAGAAGAUGAUGAUGAGGAAGAGGAGGAGGAAGAGGAGAAGAGGAAGAAGCCACCCUCCAAAAAUGGGGUGAAAACGGGCAAAAAGAGGAGUGAGAAAAACCAGGCUGUGAGAAAUGGGGCGAAAAGGGAGGAGGAGGAGGAGCCACUAGAGGUCGCCGGGCACCAGCUCCGCCCCCGGGGGGCGCCGGGCUCCGCCCCCCCCAAGGUGCUUUUCACGGGGGUGGUGGCCUCCCCAGACAUGGAGGUGGCCCUGAAGACACUGGGGGGGUCCAUGGCCACCUCCGUCUUCGACUGCACCCACCUGGUGACCGACCGUGUCCGACGCACCGUCAAGUUCCUCUGCGCGGUGGCCCGCGGUGUCCCCAUCGUCACCCCUGAGUGGCUUCAGAAGAGCGCCCGCGGUGGCCGUGUCCUGGCGCCGGGUCCCUUCCUGGUGCGUGACGACCAGCAGGAACGUCACUUUGGCUUCAGCCUGGCCCAGGCCCUGCGCCGCGCCCGCCGCCACCCCCUGCUCCAGGGCUACGAGGUCCACGUCACCCCCAACGUCCGCCCCGAGCCCGAGCACAUGAGGGACAUCGUCACCUGCAGCGGUGGCACCUUCCUGCCCACCAUGCCCCACGCCUACGCGGGGACUUCCCCUGGGGGGCCACCAGGACCCCUCCCUUGA
This is a messenger RNA of Calidris pugnax (ruff), 4764 nucleotides long. RefSeq names its product mediator of DNA damage checkpoint 1 (gene MDC1). The record is from RefSeq and is a predicted model, not a curated record. Gene Ontology annotation, biological process: positive regulation of transcription initiation by RNA polymerase II. Gene Ontology annotation, cellular component: nucleus. The transcript is spliced from 10 exons. Lineage: Eukaryota; Metazoa; Chordata; Aves; Charadriiformes; Scolopacidae. The coding region runs from base 1 to 4764 and encodes 1587 amino acids.